AUGGCGCGCGCCGCGUUCUACCCGGCGGACGGUCCCGUCGCGACCCUGGACCCCUACAACUUCGACGCCUUCGUCGAGGCCGCGCCGCUGACCAUCGUCGAGUUCUACGCGCCGUGGUGCGGCCACUGCCAGCAGGUCGCGCCCAGGUACCUC
Molecule: messenger RNA, 153 nt
Organism: Aureococcus anophagefferens
Lineage: Eukaryota; Pelagophyceae; Pelagomonadales; Pelagomonadaceae
Exons: 1
Biological process (GO): response to endoplasmic reticulum stress
Cellular component (GO): endoplasmic reticulum lumen
Molecular function (GO): protein disulfide isomerase activity; protein-disulfide reductase activity
Source: RefSeq, a predicted model, not a curated record